AUGGAUAAUUUCACGGAAAAAAUAGUGAAAGCCGCUGGCCUCGGCAGCUACACUGAUAUCACCCCAGAGUAUCUCAAGAAACUAUUCGAAGAGAUUGGCGGCAGCCCAGAGAAGCUCCGCGCCAUCCUGAAUCUUUGGUUCGUUCCAGAUUUCAAGCCGACCUUUGUCGAGCCGCAGAAUCAUGAAUCCAUCGGUCUUCAAGAUAUCGAUUUUCUCAGUAUGCCAAGCACGGAGAACGCGAUUCGACCGCUGCGUCUGAUUGACCUGGAGACGGGAAAUCUUGUGGAAGCGUGGAACACCAGUCCUCUGGACUCGUAUUGCAUGCUCUCACAUCGCUGGAAAGGAGAUGAAAUCACAUUGGCUCACAUCAAGCGCGCAAGGGAAAUAGCACUGAAGAAAACUCAGGACGGACAAACAGCAGACCGCGAUAACGACAUUGAACUUGUUCUCAAGCAGUCCAGGCAAGACAUUCUCGAGCAAGAAGAUAUCGUCUUGUCUCUAUUGGACGGCGACUCAAACAUCGGGGACGUUGGUGAGCUUCUAGAGAAGAGAAUCAAGGCAAACGACGCGAAAGCCCAAGUCAAUUGGGCACGACAAAACCUAGACGAUGAAAAGUCCAAAGUCGAGCGCUAUAGACUUGAAACAAGCAUCUUUGACCAUCUUGUACGGCGCAUCAGUCAGGAUAUCAACGAAGGGGUGGAAGGGACUAUGGGUGCUGAAGCAGUUUCUCCGAGCGGCAGCGUUCAUGCUGGACCUAUCGCAACCACAGUGGUGGAUGAAGCACACAACGAAUACGCAGCUGCCCAGCAGAGGCUACUUGGCGCGAUCGACACCCGCCAGCAGACAAAAGAAGAUGAGGAGUUCUUUCAGCGCAACUACCGGUUGGGAAAUGCAGUGGAUGAAUUGAUUAGUCACCUACAACGAUGGAAGUCAGCCACCAAGCUCCAUCGCGCAAUGAAAGAGGCGCGCAACAUUUUCGAAAAAAGGAUAUUUCCCAAACGCGGUGCUCGCUACAUCUGGUCCGAUACAUGCUGCAUCGACAAGCUCAACUAUGGAGAAUUGUCCCAGUCGCUCUCGCUCAUGGGGGAGUGGUAUGAGAAUGCCGACUUCUGCUUGGUUCAUCUCGAUACGGAUUGGCGAGUAUCGGACGCCAUCAACGACUGGAAACAGUUUGUGAAAGAAGUCAAGGGCAAGUCCGAUGUGCAAGAGCCCGGUCAAGCUGGCAUUGCCAGCUUCAAGGCUAUCAAGGACUCAAGUCCUGAAUGGGCAAACCGUGCAUGGACACUGCAAGAGCUUGUCAUGAGCAAGAUGGCCUAUUUCACCAACGCGGGCUGGGUUUCACUUAGUCGUCCUAUUGAAAGCUUGGGAUAUGUAUAUCCCCUGAUUCCAUUCAUUGAUUUGUACACUCAUGGAGACAUAACCAACAUCUAUGUACGGGUCUUUGAAAACGAAGAGCUAUUGACAAAGAUUUUGCACGGAAUCAGGGACUCUGAGGCCAUCGAUUCAUGUCUCGGGAAAGAGAGCAUUGAGGUCGUUGAAAGUGAUGAUGGGGAUCUUGCAGCGUCAGACAGUGUCAAAAUGGCGGUGCGACUCGUCUUGAUCCUUCAGGGAUUAGGGUACAGACUCCCAACCACAAUGACAACCGAGACAGCCGUCUCUGAGAUGACACAGUCUGUAUAUCUUGCAGCUUGGAACUUGGUCAGAAAUGAGAACGAUGGCCCAAGAGAACGCGCAGGAGAGCUAUUCCAGGUGCUCCAAAAACACCACCUUCCUGCCACAACCAGAGCAGAGGGCUCAGAUGGUGAGGCAGAAAUCCAGAAUGCGAUCAAUUUCCUAUUGGUGUGCCUUGUUUCUGAGACAAAGAACCUGGUCGUAUCCGACCGAGAGUUCAUUGCCAAAUUUGGUCAAGUCGACCAGCUCGUCACCUGGAAGCAGGGGAUCGCGCGUAGCGGAUUUCCGGCAGGACGUGUUCUACAGUUGUCAUGCCGACGCAAGGCAACCGUGCCUAUUGACCAUGUCUACUCUCUCAUGGGAAUUCUAGGUGUGCGAUUCCAGUCUUUCCAUGCCGAGGGCUAUCCAAAAGCUUUAUCUCGCCUUCUCGACGAGGUCAUCAUAACUCAUAAUGAUGUUUCCGUCUUCAAUUGGGCAGGUGUAGAGAUGGGAAGUCCAGUGCGUGGGCGAUCAAUGUAUCCUGCUUCUCAUAGGGCAUAUGAGACAAACAAGGACAGCGGCCAGCGCUACAAUAUGCUGAUCUCGGCCGAAGUUCAGAGGAAGCGCAGCGAAGUCAUGAUCACCUAUCGUGGAAUCAUCAAGAUGCUCCGUGAUUUUAUUGACUGCAUCAAAACCAAGGACUCAAAGGACCUGCCCUUGGAAUGGGUCCGAGAGAUAUCUGCCUUCAUUCGCAACUCCACCUUUGACAAAAUUCGGCCUGAGCUUGAAAACAUUGGCAAGAUUCUUGUUUAUAUCAAGGAUUACUGCGUUCAACCCGUCCUCUCCGCGCCACCAGUCGAAAAGCCGCAACCUGUCGAAAUGACUACAUCGCCAACUUCUCACGAGAAAGCUAGUUGGUCUUCCUACAAGCCGUCUCUUCCAAGCUUGAACAUCUCUUCUACCUUGAAAACUAAAAAGCUUCCCAGCUUCGGAGCCGCUAGAUUCGGCAAAUCAUCGUCUGAAAAGGAUCCCGAGCCACCGGAGGAGGAAUCACCCACCCUGCCUCCUCAUGCAGAGCCAGUGCUGCCGGACGAACCCAAAUGGAUGUCGCUGGAUCACGAGGUCAAGCAGUAUCUGAAGAUCCUUGGGUCGCCAGACGAGAUGCACAAGGAGGGGCGUUCUCUACCAAGUCAGAUCCAGGACCUCAAGGUCGAGACAGAUGAGCCAGAAGGAGCAACCAGAAAUGGCGAGGACAAUGAAAAUAGCAGUCUCGGAGAUCUCAUUUGCCCGAACCCAAUCAUUGUCAACAACUCUGGUAUUGAAGGCGUCUUUGAUAUUCAACGCGUCAUUGUGACCAUGGUUGACACAGAGAAGCUUCAGAGGCAGGUUGCCAGAGCAGGCAGCCCACAGCAAAAUAUCUCCGGCUGGUGCACCAUCAGUACCGGAUUCGCCAGAGUGGUAGUCAACUUCGCCUGUGAGCAGCAUAUUCUGCGAAAGCAACUCGAGGUCGGGCAAGCAGUCGAGGAUAAGAUAAUCAAGGAGGAUAGGGCGAAGAAGCUCCACAGCGACAUGGAGAUUAAGGGAACUGCAAAUGUUCACUUGGAGAAUCCUUGGUCGACUACGAAUCUUCAAUCCGGUGCUGCAGACGACGGUGACGGAGAAGUAGGGUCAAGUCUCAAACCUUCCCAGGAGGAGAACACUAUUGUAAGGAUUAUCGACUUCAUCCAGGAACCGCAGCUCCAACUCGUCGCCGGUGAAUGGGUACUGGCGCGAUUCUCUGGAGCGCGAGGAGCUAAAUGGUUUCUCUGUCGUCUCGAGUUGGGCUCCACGCAUCAGUUCUACGGCCAUCGUAUCGCAACUACGGACAUUGAUUUUGCCAACUCGGCCAUUGAGCCCGGGCUGGUCAAGACGUGGCAGACCUACAUGGGCCGAAAGAAGAGAAAGAUGUGCAACAUCUUGAAUACCUACAUCAAGAGUUUUGAGAGUGCUACCAAGGGCCAGGAAAUGUUGAGCAGAACCUCAAGCAUUGUAAAUCAGAACUAUGGGAGACUUGUUGAUGCAGGAAACGAGAGUCUAGAGAGGGUCAUGAGCACGGGCACUGGGGCAUCUUCUAUGCUCAAGUUCCCCUUCUCUGGCAGCACAAACGACGACAAAGCCUUGGUGGAUGUGGACUCUGAAGACGACGACGAUCAGAGCUCGGGAAAUCAUCUCUUUGAUGACAUUCUUGACCAGGGCAAAGAAGCUGCAAUGGCCUUGGGCGAAUACACUGUCAUGGCGGCAUAUGAGAAGCUCUGCGAGCUGCAUGCCAGACACAUGGAAAAGCACUUGGCCACUUCAGUUCUGAAGAGAACUCCCAAGAGCCUUCAGGCGGCGGUGGAAGGCGUGGACGAGAACAAGGGUUUUCUGCCAGCCAUGUUCCACUCUUCUAAACGGGUGCAUAUGUUUUAG
Molecule: messenger RNA, 4098 nt
Organism: Pestalotiopsis fici W106-1
Lineage: Eukaryota; Fungi; Ascomycota; Sordariomycetes; Amphisphaeriales; Sporocadaceae
Exons: 1
Coding region: 1-4098 (1365 amino acids)
Source: RefSeq, a predicted model, not a curated record